AUGGAGAGCUACGAAGAUCUGAUCAACAACAACAAAGUCAUCUUGGAUGAUGGAAAUUAUGGGUUUUGGAAGUCGAGGAUCAAAUCCAUCAUAGGAGGUAUUGACCGCCUUGCUUGGAAGACUGUUCUAGAAAAGUGGGAGGAACCAACGAUCAAGGAUGAAUCAGGCAAGCGAAUUCCCAAACCCGAAGCAGAAUGGACUGAUGAAGAACAAAAGAGAUCAAAAUACAACUCAAGAGCCUUAAGUGCUAUUCAUUGCAGUGUUGGGAGAAAACAGUUUGAUUUGAUUCAAGGAUGUGAAACUGCUAAAGAAGCAUGGGAUAUCCUUCAAAUUCAUUAUGAAGGUACAACAAAAGUGCAGAAUUCAAGAAAGGAUAUGUUGGCUUCUAGAUUUGAGAAUCUAAAGAUGGAGGAACAUGAAUCAAUUUCAGACUUUAGUUCAAAGUUGAGUGCUCUAUCACAAGAAGCCUUAACUCUUGGGAAGACGUAUAAGGAUCAGAAGUUAGUCAAAAAGUUUUUAAGGUGUCUUCCAUCUAGGUUUAUGGGAUACAAAACAGCCUUAACUGUCUCUCAAGAUUUAGAAAAUCUCAGUUACGGUGAAGUGGUUGGAAUGCUACAGGCACACGAGAUGGACCUUAAUGGGAUUAAGAAAUCAAAAGGAAUAGCUCUAGCAGUAAGCAAAGACUUAACUGAUCAAGGAGAAGAAGAUGUUGUGAGCUUGUUGGUAAGAAGAUUUGAUCGAGCUUUAAGAAGGAUAGAACAAGGUCAAGGUCAAAAGAAGAGUAAUUCAUUCAAGAAGACAAGUGAAAACAAAAAGGCUGAUAUGCAGUGUCAUGAAUGUAAGGGAUAUGGUCAUUUUAUCCGAGAAUGUCCAACAAUCAAGUUACGAGAUGCCAAGUGCACAAUCUGUAAAGAGACUGGACACACACAUGAGGAAUGUGUGAGCAACUCUAAAGUCAAGAAAGAAAAGUCUAUGAUUAGCAUUGAAAAUGAAUCAGAUAGUGAUAGUAGUAGCGAAGAAGAACUCAUUAAUUUAGUAGCUAUGGUGGGUAUUACUGAAUUUGAGAAUGGGGAAGAAGUAAUUGAUUCAGAAUCAGAUGGAGAUGAAGUUCUUGACAUUGUUCAGAGUUACAAGGAAAAUGAAUUGAUGGAUGAGAAAAAGCUGGCUAAAGAUUCGCUAGAUCUGAUGAAAGAGAAGUUGGUCUUAUCGGCAAAAGCUGACAAGCUUGAAGAAGAACUACUUAGAGAAAGGAAUAAAUCUACAGAACUACAAACUGAAUUAGACCAACAACAUAGGAAGAUUCAUAUGUUUGCAGGAACCAAGCAACUUGACAAAAUUUUGAGCUAUGGGAGAACUGAGAAGACUCAUAGAGGAUUAGGCUUUAAUGAGAACAUGGGAGCUAAAUCACAGACAACCAAAUUUGUAUCUGCGGGAGCCUAUCAAUCUGAGAAGGAGAUAUCUUAUGGUGUUUCUCAUGGAUCUUUGACUUGUUACUAUUGUGGAAAAAUCGGUCACUACAAACGAUUUUGUUACAAAUAUUGGCAGAAGGUCUGUACUUUAAAGCAACAAGGAAGAUUUUUCUGGAAUGGAGUUAGAAGACAAGUUUGGAUGAAGAAAGCUGACCUAUAUCAAUCGGAAUCAAUGGUAGCCUCAUGA
Messenger RNA from Camelina sativa (false flax), 1656 nucleotides. NCBI's taxonomy places the organism in Eukaryota, Viridiplantae, Streptophyta, Magnoliopsida, Brassicales, Brassicaceae. The record is from RefSeq and is a predicted model, not a curated record.